AUGCCUGGAUAUUUCAGGAUGAGCAGCAGUGAUCUAUGUACGCGCAAGAAGUGGGACAUCAAAAUGGCGCUCAAUGGUCUUCAUCUAAGAAGAUCCGAACUGGCGCGAGAUUGUGUGCAGAAGAACAUCAAUGAUGCGACCAUAUCCGAAUCGAUAUUGGAUCCAGACGAGUUGAAAUCGUGUCCGUUCAAUCCAUGCCAGGUUUCCAUUCGCCCCAGGAAACAAGCGGAAAAAACGCUCUUCAAAAAGCUCCAGAAAGACCAUUUCGAAAAAGAAGAGAAUGUGUCCGAUAAAAUCAUGAAGGCAUAUCGAAUUAGGAGAAUUUUCUUAAGUAUCAAUCUUUUUUUACAGGCACUCAGUUGUCGCAAAGACACGAAGUUGUGGCACAAACAGUGUUCAGAAAUCGCUAAAUGUUGCCCGUUGACUGAAGAUUGUAAAGUAAACGCCAAAGAGAUAAUGGAACAAAUCCACGACGAGCGACGAAAGCUUCGAGAGCUAAUCGCAAACUGUGAUUAG
This is a messenger RNA of Ostertagia ostertagi, 516 nucleotides long. NCBI's taxonomy places the organism in Eukaryota, Metazoa, Nematoda, Chromadorea, Rhabditida, Trichostrongylidae. The record is from the annotation of a GenBank genome assembly.